GCUGCAACUAAUUACAGCGGUUUGUCUUCAUUUACCACACCUUGUGCGGUGCGCCAGCUUUCUGGGCAGUCUGACCUGCAGAGAGAGGAGCGCUGGUCCCGUUGUUUUAUAUUUUCCAACUCUCGGUGUAUUUCCUUUAGUCUCCGUAUGCAUUUCACCUUUGACACGAUGUAGACAUGCCCAAGUUUCCUGAGACCUGCCUCUGACUUUUUUUUUGUCUCCGUUUGGCCGGAGAGACGUCAUGAAAACUGUAGCUCAACAAAUGUUCGGGACCUGCAACAAACUUUUGUUUAGAAAAACGCCAAAUGUUGUGGAGACCCAUCCAUCCAACAUUGAGACAGCAGCACAGGUGGAAAACAUCCAACAUUUGCCCAGUCCUUCCCAUUCUCCCGGUUUGGAGGCCAUUAGAGAGAGUGUUCACCAUGUGGAGGCAGUGAUGGAGAGGGCCCACCGUGGUGGUGGAUGGCUCCUGUCUGGCCUCAUCUGCAUCAACAUCCUGAUCCUUGGCUGCGCUCUGGUCAGCGGCAGUGCCUUAAACGAUGUGGCCAUUACGGCUGUGCACAGGCAAAUCUUCCUCAUCGUUCUGCUCCUCCUUACAAUGUUGUGGAUGCUGUUUUACACGACCUUCACCUCUCGAAAGGAUCAAGCAGCCUCGUUCAAAGAUAGCCAUGCUGGGCCUGUGUGGCUCAGAGCUGGACUUGUGCUGUUUGGGCUUCUCAGUUUCCUCAUGGACAUCUUCAAGAUUGCUAACUAUGUGGGCUACCUUCACUGUGACUCUGCUGUUAAAGUUGCCGUCCCUGUUGUCCAAGCUGUAUUUUUGUUUGUCCAGACAUACUUUCUGUGGAUUCAUGCAAAGGACUGUGUGCAGCUACACACAAAUUUUACACGGUGUGGGCUUACUCUUAUGCUUUCAACUAACCUGGUGAUGUGGAUGGCAGCUGUGACUGAGGAAUCACUUCACCAAACUGAGAUUCCUGAUCUAAAUGUCAGUGUCUCACACAAGAUGUACAGAGCCAGCUAUGGUGAUAAGAAGUGUAAAUGCAGUCACUCUGUGUGUGACACCUUCAAAGAGGCCUUCUACUACCUGUACCCCUUCAACAUAGAAUACAGCCUCUUUGCUUCGGCGAUUGCCUACGUCAUGUUGAGAAAUGUUGGUCGACUUGUGGAGGAUCACAGCCACCACAAUGUGAAGUUCCGUCCAAAGGAUGUGUGUUUCGGACCUUUAACAGGAAUACUCCUGGUGGUGGCAGGACUUGUAACAUUCAUGGUGUACGAGGUGGACAUACUAAAAGAGGAUGAGAACCAGAGAAACAAGGCUCUGCUGAUUCAUUUUAUCAUGAAUAUAGUGAUUGUGAGCCUGAUGUCCCUCUGCACAGUGAUUGGCUGCAUCGUCUACAGGCUGGACCACAGGGAGCAUUUGUCGGCGAAAAACCCCACACGCAGCCUGGAUGUGGGGCUGCUGGUGGGAGCCUCACUGGGACAGUUAAUCAUCAGCUAUUUCACCAUUAUGGCCAUGGUGGUGACAGGAGCCAGAGGGUACCUGAAUGCCCUCAACCUGUCCUGGGCUGUGCUGACGGUGCUCCAGCUCGGCCUGCAGAACUACUUCAUCAUCGAAGGCCUCCGUCGGGAACCCUUCCACAUGAUGCAGGAAGUGGCUCUGCACACAAAUGCUCACGCCUUCCAAGAACACACAGAGACGGGCAUUGUGAGCGAGAGCAUUAAGUCUGGCUGCUUCCUGACUUCAAGUCUUGAUAAACCAAGCUGGAAGAGAAGAGUACUGAAGGAAGUCUGUGCCAUUCUGCUGCUUGCUAACAUCAUUCUGUGGAUCAUGCCUGCCUUCGGCGCUCGUCCCCAGUUUGAUUAUCCCAUGGAGAUAAAAUUCUACAAAUUCACAAUGUGGGUCACCAUUGUGAAUAUUGGACUUCCUUUUGGAAUCUUCUACCGCAUGCACUCAGUCGCCAGUCUCUUUGAGGUGUACUUAAACUCUUAGAUGGACUUAUUUGAGCAUGGAGAGUAAUUUUAUGAUAGAACGUAUUUACUUAAAUGUUUAAAUUGAACUUGUGAUAUUAAUAAAUUUUUAACUUAAAAGAAAAA
Siniperca chuatsi (mandarin fish) is the source of this 2094-nucleotide messenger RNA. Its product is annotated as proton channel OTOP2-like. The transcript is spliced from 7 exons. Gene Ontology annotation, cellular component: membrane. Bases 242 to 1990 code for a protein of 582 amino acids. The record is from RefSeq and is a predicted model, not a curated record. Gene Ontology annotation, biological process: proton transmembrane transport. Gene Ontology annotation, molecular function: proton channel activity. Lineage: Eukaryota; Metazoa; Chordata; Actinopteri; Centrarchiformes; Sinipercidae.